Molecule: messenger RNA, 2028 nt
Organism: Alnus glutinosa
Lineage: Eukaryota; Viridiplantae; Streptophyta; Magnoliopsida; Fagales; Betulaceae
Exons: 6
Coding region: 270-1658 (462 amino acids)
Source: RefSeq, a predicted model, not a curated record
UUUUAUGGGUAAAUUUUACAUUUCUGUAAAUAUAUGAAUUAGAAAUGGAAGUGUUGGUAUUUUACUUCCAACAUAUGAAACUCUAUUGAUUGAAUAGGUAAUCUAUAAUUUUGUUGUUUACUUCAUCUUUCCAAAUAGCAGAUUAGAAAGAAAAAGAGGGGCGGGGGGAAUUGAGGACAUUUGCUUCCUUGGGACAUUCAUAUAGCAAAGCUCCAUCUAUUCUUUGCUUCCACAUCAUAUUUUCUUACGAGGUUUUCUUGUGGUUAUUCAUGCAUAAGCAUGUGACUAUUUGUCAGAAAUGUGGUGACAAUGGGUGGGAUGUUGCUUUGAUCUACUGUGACAAUUGUCAGGUUUAUGCUGAGCAUCGGUAUUGCUUGGAUGUACUGCCCAACACAUUUCAUGAAUAUGUUACUUGGUUUUGUGUGGAUUGUGAACCAAAAGUUGGAAAAAAGCUAUCUACUAUCGACAAAGCUACCUUUCUCCCUUCUGCAAUAAGUCAUCCUAUAAAUUCAAAAAAUGUGCAAGCAACCCAAUCUAGAAUAGGAUUUAAGAAAAAGAUUUGUUCCCAAAGAUUGAAGAAUAGCAAGAAGGUUAAAAAGAAGAAAAUAAAGGUCACCACUGACUCUUUGGCUAAAGCGACCAUGGAAAUAUGUGAAAAUAGGCCUUCCCUUCAACUUAAUGAGACACAUUGUGGUAAGAUAUUUGAAAAGGAUCAGAAGCUUGGACAGGAUUUGAGACUAGUACUUACAGAUGACACCAAUUCCAAUGACGAGGUUGGAUAUCUUAACCAUUCGCUUCAAUUGUGUGAGAUGCACUGUGGUGAGAAUUGUGAAGGUCAGAAGCUUGGGCAAGAGGCGGGAGUGGAUCUGAAAGAUGGGGCCAAUUUGGAGGAAGUGGCUGAAUCUGUUACCCCUUCUCUUCGAUGCAGUGAGAUGCGUAAUGAUGAGAAUUGUGAAAAACUUCAGAAGCUUAGACUGGAUCUGAAAGAUAAAACUAAUGCUGAUGUAGAAGCUGAAUCUGUUAAAACCUCCCACAUAGCUAUGCGGGACCCUUCCAACAUCUUAGAACACAAAUGUCAUGUCCGUUCACAGCCUAUCAUUGAUCGUAUCUGGAGGGGAAGUUUAUCCAUCUGCAAUAAACGUUUUGGCACUGUUGGCCUUGUAGCUCAUUUGUCUAACUUAGCGUGCCCUAAAGUCUUCGAGGAGGCGAAAUUGAUACCAGGUUUGCUUUCUGCAGAAUUGCUUUGUAGGUCUGGUGUGUGGCCAAAAGGUUUUGGGGAGAGGGGUCCAACUGAUCAGAGUAUCGCUCUUUAUUUCUUUCCGGAAAAUGAAAGUGACGAAAAAGCUUUUCAGAUCCUGGUGGAUAGCAUGAUUGGCCAAGACCUUGCCCUGAGAUCCGUGGUGCAAAAUGCAGAGCUUUUGGUUUUCUCUUCUAAAUUACUGCCUCCGAAAUAUUGGAGAUUUCAGGCAAAAUUUUAUUUGUGGGGAGUUUUUAGGAAAAAGCAAGCUGUGUGUGUAAAAAAUGCAGCGGUCUGUGAAGUGGAGGAAAACCUUACAGGUGCCAAAACCUGGGAUCGGAGGGCUCCUGUUCGUCCUUUAAGCAACAGCGGUAGUUAUGGUUCUAGCUCACUAUAUUCUAUCCGCGCUCCAGUGUUUUGAUUUUGUUCAUCAGAACUUGUAUAGUGUUUGGGGUUUCUCUCUUUCUAUCCUCCUCCUCCCCCUCCCCCUCCCCCUCCCCCCUCUCCCCUGGUCUCUUUUGUUUUUCUUUUAUCUUGUUCUAUUUUUGUAGGUGAGGUGGGGUGUGAUUGCCAAAAAAAAGUAGUCACUUAGCCUGACAAUGCUGAUUUUGAGAACUCUUCAGGGAACAGGGACAUGCAUAUGGAACAGGAAUUGGCAAGUAGAAAAUCCUCCAGUGUCCUAGUCAUUUAGGCAAUUUUUGGCUUGGAUAAGAUGCUUUGAAGGUUCUCAUUUUUCUGACUAACACAUACUGGCAAAACAAAUAAAUAAGGCCCUAGAGCAUCUCCAACAA